Molecule: messenger RNA, 516 nt
Organism: Lodderomyces parapsilosis
Lineage: Eukaryota; Fungi; Ascomycota; Pichiomycetes; Serinales; Debaryomycetaceae
Exons: 1
Coding region: 1-516 (171 amino acids)
Source: RefSeq, a predicted model, not a curated record
AUGUAUAAAUACGCCCAAAAUUCUCCGGUUGUGGUGCUGGAACCCGUUUUAAAACACAUACACAAACUAGAGGUUUCGGUUGAUCCUGAGCCAAAAAGACUCAAAUUGCAACAACAACAGCACCAACAACAACAACCUCUUCAUCAUCAGCUGCAACUGCAACAACCAAUUACAAUGUCAGCUCUGUCAGCUCAGCAACAACAACAGGGUAAACAAAGUUGCUCUUCAACCACAUUGCAUCACGACUCAUUGAAGGGUACAUUCACCCCCCUAACAACUACAAACUCUUAUGAUGGCUUGAUUCAAAAACCAAGCACUGUAUCUAUGAUUAAUGAACAGCAUUUUACCACUGGCCAACAACUGCUGGGUCAUAUGUAUUCACAACUGCAACUGAUUACAGUUAGUAGCAGCUUUGAUUGUCCUUGUGGUCACUUGCAUGGACCUGGACAAGGUCAUCAUGAAGACAUUGGUGCUAUUGGUUUUGCUCACUUUCCUUUGCUCAGAGGACCAGAUUAG